AUGCUCGAGUUCCGAACCCCAGGCUUCAACCCAUACGCCGUCAAGUACUCGCCCUUCUUCGACAGCAGGCUGUGCGUGAGUGCCGGUGCCAACUUCGGUUUGGUAGGCAAUGGCCGCCUCUUCAUCCUCAACCUGACGGACCGCGGCAUUGUCUGCGAGAAGUUCUUUGAAACACAAGACUGUCUGUUCGACACGGCGUGGUCAGAGGCACACGAGAACCAGCUCUUGACCGCUGGCGGAGAUGGCAGUGUCAAGCUCUUUGACAUUAACCUUAGCGAGUUCCCCAUUGCCAGCUGGGCUGAACAUGGGCGAGAGGUCUUUGCCGUCCACUGGAACCUCGGCCACAAGACAACUUUCCUCAGUAGCAGCUGGGACGGCACCGUCAAGAUCUGGAACCCCGAAUCCAAGACAUCGCUCCUUACACUACCCGUACACUCCUGCGUCUACUCGGCCCAGUUCUCUCCUCAUAGCCCCGACAUUGUCACCGCCGUCGCCAGAGACUCACACCUUCGCGUCUGGGACCUGAGAACCCCUGCAAGUGCCUCGAACCACCUGACCCUCGCCAUACCUAUACACGCCCCUCCGAAAAUGACGCCCAUGAACUUUACACCUACGAGCGUUGGUCCGACCGAAUGCUUGACGCACGACUGGAACAAGUACAGGGAUACAAUCAUCGCAACAGCUGGUGUUGACGGCAUGAUACGCACUUUCGACAUCAGACAACCCAGCGGUCCCAUGGCCGUCUUGCCAGGUCACGAGUACGCUGUUAGAAAGAUCAGCUGGAGCCCACACUUGAGCGAUGUAUUGCUCAGCGCUAGUUAUGACAUGUCAUGUCGCGUCUGGACGGAUGGUAGCGCCAUGGGUGUGGAUCAUGCAAAGAUGGGUAUGCCCACUGGACAAGGUGCUCGCGAAAUGGGCCGUAUGGACCGUCACACAGAAUUCGCCAUGGGCGUCGAUUGGUGUCUGUUUGGCGCAGAGGGAUGGUGCGCCACCUGUGCUUGGGAUGAAAGAGUUUUGGUCUGGGACGUGAGGGAGUUCAUGAGGCGCUGA
Molecule: messenger RNA, 1050 nt
Organism: Aureobasidium vineae
Lineage: Eukaryota; Fungi; Ascomycota; Dothideomycetes; Dothideales; Saccotheciaceae
Source: the annotation of a GenBank genome assembly